UUUAGUGGAGUAAUAAUUAAUAUGUACUAAAAAUUUCGCCAUGCAUGGAGUUCCAGAAAGAACCAGACCACAAAUAUCUAUGAAAAAAAUAUUUAAAUAACGAAAAAAUAUGAUGUACGUUUGUUGCAAAAAGUAAGUACUAUAUAUAGUAUAGUAUAAGAGGGAAGAAGAUAAUAUAGUACUCAAAUAUGGGAGAGUUGAAGUAUGAACCUUUAUUUGAGACCAAGAAGGCUAAGGGGAGGAUAAUAUAUAGGCUAUUUGCAACUUCACUUUUUUGUGGGAUUUUGCUGAUAUGGAUUUAUAGAUUGUGUAAUAUACCAAAACCAGGUGAAAAUGGUAGAUAUGGUUGGAUUGGAAUGCUUGGAGCUGAACUGUGGUUUGGUUUUUAUUGGUUCCUCACUCAGUCUCUUCGUUGGAACAGAGUUUAUCGUCAAGCAUUUCGAGAUAGGCUAUUGCAAAGGUACGAGAAUGAGCUGCCGAGAGUAGAUGCAUUCGUGUGCACAGCUGAUCCUGCAAUAGAGCCACCAAUUAUGGUGAUCAAUACAGUUCUAUCAGUCAUGGCUUACAAUUAUCCACAGGAAAAGCUCAGCGUUUAUCUCUCAGAUGAUGCCGGUUCUGAGCUUACCUUUUAUGCCUUCCUAGAAGCUUCUCGCUUCGCAAAACAUUGGCUUCCUUAUUGCAAGAAAUUCAACGUUGAGCCGAGAUCUCCUGCUGCCUAUUUUGCAUCUUUGUCUGUGUCCGAUCAAUCUGAUGCAGAAUUUUCCGAAAUAAAGAGAUUAUACGAGGACAUGGCAAACAAAAUUGACGCUGCGUGCAAGGCUGGAAGAGUCUCAGAUCAAGCAAAAUUAGAAUACAAAGGAUUUUCCAAAUGGAGUUCAUAUUCAUCCAAGAAAAACCAUGCUGCUAUCUUGCAGAUACUAAUCGACAGCAGAGAUGAAGGGGCAAAGGACAUUGACGGGGUAAAACUGCCAACUUUGGUAUAUGUGGCUCGGGAGAAGCGUCCUCAGCACUUCCAUAAUUUCAAAGCCGGGGCGAUGAAUGCAUUGAUCAGGGUGUCCUCGGAGAUCAGCAACGGGCCAGUAAUUCUGAAUGUAGAUUGUGAUAUGUACUCAAACAACUCAUACUCGAUUCAAGACGCUCUUUGCUUCUUUAUGGAUGAAGAAAAAAGUCAUGAAAUUGCUUUUGUGCAAUUUCCACAAUCUUUCGAAAAUACUACUAAAAAUGAAAUUUAUGGUUCUCUAAGAGUAAUUGAUAAGGUGGAAUUCCAUGGUGCUGAUGGUUACGGAGGCCCUUUGUACACUGGAACUGGCUGUUUUCAUAGGAGAGACACCCUUUAUGGUAGAGAGUUUAGCAAGGAAGCUAGGAUUGAUUUGAAGAGUUCAUGUCCCGAGAAGAGGGAAGAAAACACGCACGAGUUGGAAGAAAGACUAGAACGCUUAGCAAGUUCUACGUAUGAGCAAAACACUCAAUGGGGAAAUGAGAUUGGUUUGAAGUACGGGUGCCCGGUCGAAGAUGUAUUGACCGGGCUGACAAUCAAGUGUAAAGGUUGGAAAUCUGUCUUCUAUCGUCCUAAAAGGGAGGCCUUUUUAGGGGUUACUGCAACUACUUUGGAUCAAAUAUUAGUGCAGCAUAAGAGAUGGUCCGAGGGCGAUUUAAACAUUCUGUUUUCCAAGUAUAGUCCUGUUUGGUAUGGACUUGGAAAGCUCAAUCCGGGCCUUGUGUUGGGAUAUCUCAAUUACUGCUUCUGGUCUCCGAAUUGCUUUGCAACUCUGUACUACUCUAUCGUUCCUUCGCUUUAUCUACUCAGAGGAAUUUCCCUGUUUCCACAGGUCUCCAGCAAAUGGUUCUUGCCAUUUGCAUACGUGAUAAUCGCGGAACUAACAUAUAGUUUUGCUGAAUUCCUGUGGAGUGGCGGAACAGUUCUUGGAUGGUGGAAUGAACAAAGAAUAUGGCUUUACAAGCGAACAAGUUCCUACAUAUUUGCCGUUCUUGAUACAAUGUUGAAGCUAUUUGGUUCGUCCAAUACAACAUUUAUAGUCACUCCAAAAGUGACUGAUGAAGAUGUGUUGUUGAGAUACAAACAAGAGGCAAUGGAAUUUGGAAGUGCUUCACCUAUGCUUACAAUAUUGUCAACAUUGGCAAUGCUCAAUCUUUUUUGCCUUAUGGGGUUGGUGAAAAAGUUGAUACUAACAAGAGAAUUGGGAUUCAAAUAUGUAUUUGAAACUAUGGCUUUGCAAAUUUUGCUUUGUGGGGUUCUUGUUUUUGUUAACUUGCCUUUGUAUAAUGCUCUUUUCUUUAGGAAAGAUAAGGGGAAAAUACCUAGUUCUACUGCUGUUCAGUCUGUUGUUUUUUCACUUUCUGUUUGCACAUGUAUUGCAUAUCUGUAGAACUAGUACUCUUAAUUUUGGAUCCUUUUUAAGAACAUUAUGUAAUUUUGGACUCAUGAGAUGAAACUAAAUCCUUACCGAGUUAAAGUUUUAUGUA
This is a messenger RNA of Capsicum annuum, 2484 nucleotides long. RefSeq names its product cellulose synthase-like protein E1. The record is from RefSeq and is a predicted model, not a curated record. Gene Ontology annotation, biological process: cellulose biosynthetic process; plant-type primary cell wall biogenesis. Gene Ontology annotation, molecular function: mannan synthase activity; cellulose synthase (UDP-forming) activity. Gene Ontology annotation, cellular component: plasma membrane; trans-Golgi network. Bases 189 to 2387 code for a protein of 732 amino acids. The transcript has 8 exons. Lineage: Eukaryota; Viridiplantae; Streptophyta; Magnoliopsida; Solanales; Solanaceae.